AUGGAGCCCGCAGGGCCGGGGCUGGAGGGGGCCCUGCAGGCGCAGCCAUCCGCCCAGCCCAUCCGCUUCGGCAUCGAGCAGAUCCUGGGAGGGCCGCGGCCGCACCAGCAGGCGGGCAGCUGCGCGGCUGCCGUCGGGGAGCAGGGGGACCCGGACCCGGCGGUGUACAGCGGCGCCUACGGGGCAGACUGCAGCCCGGCCUGCUCGCUGGGCGCCUACGGCCUCCCCGGGCCCCCGGCGGGCAGCGGUGGGGUGAUCCGGGUCCCCGCGCACAGGCCUCUGGCCCCCGCAGCCGUCCCGCUUCAGCCGGGGGCAACCAGCCUGCCCUUCCCCUGGAUGGAGAGCGGCCGCAGGCUGGCCAAGGAGCGCGUGGCAGCCGCGCUGCCGUCCUUCGCCGGGGCCCGGCGGGUCGGGCACCCUUACCAGAACCGCACGCCGCCCAAGCGCAAGAAGCCGCGCACCUCCUUCUCGCGGGCGCAGAUCUGCGAGCUGGAGAAGCGCUUCCACAGGCAGAAGUACCUGGCCUCGGCCGAGAGAGCCGCGCUGGCCAAGGCCCUCAAGAUGAGCGACGCCCAAGUCAAGACCUGGUUCCAGAACCGCCGCACCAAGUGGAGGCGCCAGACGGCGGAGGAGCGCGAAGCCGAGCGCCAGCAGGCCAACCGCCUGAUGCUGCACCUGCACCAGGAGGCCUUCCAGAAGAGCCUGGGACAGCCGCUGCCGCAGGACCCGCUUUGCCUGCACAACUCCUCGCUCUACGCCCUACAGAACCUGCAGCCCUGGGCGGAGGACCACAAGGUUGCCUCGGUCUCGGGGGCCGCCGCCCUGGUGUGA
This is a messenger RNA of Eublepharis macularius, 831 nucleotides long. RefSeq names its product T cell leukemia homeobox 2 (gene TLX2). The record is from RefSeq and is a predicted model, not a curated record. The transcript is spliced from 3 exons. Gene Ontology annotation, cellular component: nucleus. Gene Ontology annotation, molecular function: DNA-binding transcription factor activity, RNA polymerase II-specific; RNA polymerase II cis-regulatory region sequence-specific DNA binding. Lineage: Eukaryota; Metazoa; Chordata; Lepidosauria; Squamata; Eublepharidae. Bases 1 to 831 code for a protein of 276 amino acids. Gene Ontology annotation, biological process: regulation of transcription by RNA polymerase II; animal organ development.